AUGGCGGACGGGGCGGGUAGCAACGGGGACGCCGCGGGGCUGCCGGUGGGCAAGGAGGCAGUGGACCGCCUGAUCCGGGAGAACGGGCACAUCUUCACCGAGGCCCAGUGCAAGGUGUGCAGCGCCCUGCUCAUCUCCGAGUCCCAGAGGCUGGCCCACUACCAGAGCAAGAAGCACGCCAACAAGGUGAGGCGGUACCUGUCCAUCCACGGCGGAGAGGAGCUCGCCCACGGGAAGAAGAUGAGGCUGGAUGCGAAGCAGGACAGCAAGCAGGAAGGCAGCAAUGGGGAAGACAGGAACAAGUGUUGUCCCAUCUGCAACAUGACCUUUUCCUCUCCGGCCGUGGCAACAUCUCACUACUUGGGCAAGACUCAUGCCAAGAACAUGAAGCAGCAGUCCCCCAAAGUGGAAGAAGCGGUGCCCCCACAGAAACAUCCUGCUACCCUCCCCACCUCUACCGUGUCUUCUAAUGAAGAGAACAAGGACAUUACUGACCCAGACAAGUUCUGUAGCCUCUGCCACGCCACUUUCAACAACCCCCUUAUGGCAAAACAGCAUUAUGUAGGCAAGAAGCACAGAAAGCAAGAGACCAAACACAAGCUGAUGGCACACUAUGGCCGAACCCCUGAUGCACCGGCAUCGUCCUUCAUGGCUGGGAAGGGGUACCCCUGCAGCACAUGUAACAUAGUACUGAACUCCAUAGAGCAGUACCAAGCUCACAUCAGUGGCUUCAAACACAAGAAUCAGAUGCCAGGAGCAGUGCCAGUUGUCGGACCGUUCCCGCCACAGCAGUAUGUCCGGGAGGAGUCAACUGCCCCAGGAGGCUACAGUUAUUUCAGCCAAGACUUCUAGAGCAAGUUGCAGCACUGUUCUUGGAGUUGUUGAUGGCCCAAGAACGCACAUCCUUUGCCAGCCCACAAUGGUUUCAUUAUCCCUCUGGAUAAGCAAAGCCCUACCCUCCUGUAUGCACCCGUUGAGCAGAACGGGGACUGAAUCUGUCAGAAAAAGGAUCCAGCUGGAAGAGACUUGCUAGACAGCAAAUACUUCACUCCCUUAGAGUAGUUUUCAUUGUGUAAUUGCUUCCUGUGAAGGUGGGUGCGGUGUGAGAGGAAAUGUGUAUCUGGUAUAAGGAGGGUUUGGCAACAGGCUGGUAGUGGCCACCUCCUCCCUCACCAGAGCAAAUAACGGAUUCCUGCACCUGGAGGGCCAGCAUCCCAUGCUCAGAGGUGGCUUUUGCUGGAGGAGAGCUCCUAGACUGUAGCAAGCAGUGCUUAUGCAGCGUGGAUGGGACACGAUGCAGGUUGCCUGGCUUUGCACAGGCCUAAAAUAGGAAACAACCAGCGUGGCAUCUCUUUCCAUGUCUCCUCCGGUCAGGUUUGUGUGCAGAAUUUCAUGAGCCACUGAUUGCCAUCAGAGCCUUUCGCAGUACCGCAGCCGUUGGUUCUGGAGCUGGGUUGUUUGGUCUGUCUAACAAGUAGUUACAACUUCUGGUGUGCAAACUGCUGCUGGUGGGAAUGGAGGGCUGCGAGAGGGGUUAGAGCUCCUGGCUCUCCUCAGCCCUCUGAGGAUUUCCACGUGGAAGGAAGUAACUGUUCAGCCUGGUUUCCUAUGGAAACAGGUGUAUGUGAUCAUUCACCGUGUGUGUCUUUACCCAGUGUGACUUAAACCUAUCUCAGCCAAACUUGGCAGCGGUGGAGAUCUCCAAGAUCUGAAUGCAAUCAGCAGAGGAAGGUAGAGCAGGGUGAGUUCAUCUCUAAUUCUGUCAUGGUCUGCAUGGAAGUGCAGCAUUUUCCCUACUGCCACCAAAAGACUCUGGAAGGAGGGUUUUAAGGGAAAAGAGACGGAAUAAAUCUAGAUGCAGCAGAAAACUGUAGUGUUAACUUGGUCAAAUCGUUAGCUGACUAAAAAGCUACAAAUCCUUUGGAAACCUGCCUUUGUUAGUCCUUCAUUAGACACUACUUGCCCAACCCCUCUCUUCAAAGUUCUUACACUUUUAUCAUCCUGGAAAAGGGAUGUUCUAUAUUUCAAACCCAGAAAUUAAGACUGAUGGUCUCUUCAUGGUGCUAAUGUACUAGAUCUGUUAGAAAAGGCCCCGGAAGGAAGGGCAGGCGUCUGAGACUGCUGUGCAUUUUGGACAAGUUCUUCAGAUGUUUUGCCUUAAGCUAAGGCAUUGCCUCUUCUCUGCUAGCCCACCGCAGGAGCCAUGUGCAUUGGGCUGGCCUCAUGUUCAGUGCCAGUGCUCCGAGUCAGGCACCCCGCGACUUUAUCCCAGCAUCAGUGCCUCCGUGGAGCUGAGACUUUGCUAGUCUGUGGCAAAUGUCCUGCUGUUUUUCUUCCACGGAGCAGAAGGACGUGGAUGUGACCCCUCUGAGGACCUCCCUGGCCAGUGGAGCUCCGUGGGCUGGCAGGAGCAUGGGUGAUGGCCGCGGGCACACCGCGCUGCCAGGGUGGGCUGAGCCAAGCUGCUGCCUCACGUUGCGUGGCCCCGGCAGCUGCUGGAGGGGGAUCUGGGGCACUUGACUCCCAGCGUUGUGUGCCAGGGGAGCAGCUGGCGCCUUCGCAGGGCUGAGAGCCGGGCUGUAGACGCACUUUCAAAAUCCGGUGUGUGCGCUGGUCGGGUUAAGCAAGGAGAGAGAGAGCUGGUUGCUAAUCUCAGUGCUUGGAGUGAAUGCCUUCCCUUCCCCACUCCAGGCUGUGCAUGAGCUUUGUUUUUCUUCACCCUGCACAGAAUCUGCCAUCUUCCCUUAGGACGGGCUCCUGCUGGUCUGGGUUCGCCUUCCUAAUGUUUUCCAGUCUUGCUCCACUGCUGAGGUCUGACCUUAGUCUCCUGCUACUGAGGGAGUCCUUUUAAACCUUGCGAGCUGAUCAAUGAGCAGAAAAUUGCAAUGAACUGAAGGAAGCAUUGUGCGCCUGGUAGCCCUGGGUGGCCUCCAACUCUGAUCUCUGCUGCUUAGCUCUCGUCCCGCUGUACCAGGGCAGGUGCCCACUAGAUUUGCUACGCAUCGACACCAAGAGGGAUCCAUUUCCAGCACUGCCCAGUCCGGUGUGUCACUCCUGUCUGUGUACUGACAGUUUUGCCUUCCCCUGUACACAGUGUUUAUGUAUCUGCUGUUUCCCUAAGGUGAAG
This is a messenger RNA of Gymnogyps californianus (California condor), 3127 nucleotides long. It is a transcript of the gene ZNF346, whose product is annotated as zinc finger protein 346. Bases 1 to 852 code for a protein of 283 amino acids. The record is from RefSeq and is a predicted model, not a curated record. The transcript is spliced from 7 exons. NCBI's taxonomy places the organism in Eukaryota, Metazoa, Chordata, Aves, Accipitriformes, Cathartidae. Gene Ontology annotation, molecular function: zinc ion binding; double-stranded RNA binding.